Salvia hispanica is the source of this 1554-nucleotide messenger RNA. RefSeq names its product ATP phosphoribosyltransferase 2, chloroplastic-like. Gene Ontology annotation, cellular component: cytoplasm. Gene Ontology annotation, biological process: L-histidine biosynthetic process. Lineage: Eukaryota; Viridiplantae; Streptophyta; Magnoliopsida; Lamiales; Lamiaceae. Gene Ontology annotation, molecular function: ATP phosphoribosyltransferase activity; magnesium ion binding. The record is from RefSeq and is a predicted model, not a curated record.
GCUGUGGCGGCCAUUGAUUUCCUCUCUCUCUCACACACACUGAGAGUGAGACACAACUCUUACCCUCGAACAAAAUCUGCUGUGAACGCUGUGAGGAUUUAGAGAGAGGAUAACCGGAAAAUGUCUGUGGGGCGGACGAUUUUCCUGCAGUGCCCAUCGAUUCCGCAUUUCCCUAAUUCUUCAUCCUCUUCUCCCAAGCCCGUCGCAGUGAAAUUCACCGUCUCAUGCUGCUCGCUCGCGUCGCCGGCGGCCGUGGUUAAUGGGAACCUCGAGAAGAGGUCUCACGACAGAAAUGAAGUCCGCCUCGGCCUGCCGAGUAAAGGCCGAAUGGCUACCGACACUCUCGACCUUCUCAAGGAUUGUCAAUUGUCGGUGAGGCAGGUUAAUCCGCGGCAGUAUGUGGCAGAAAUUCCUCAGAUUUCAAAUUUGGAAGUUUGGUUUCAACGCCCUAAAGAUGUUGUGAGGAAAUUGGUAUCUGGAGAUUUGGACCUUGGAAUUGUAGGCUUGGACACUGUCUUGGAAUUUGGACAGGGAAAUGAAGAUCUCAUUCUUGUCCAUGACUCUCUAGACUACGGAGAUUGCCGUUUAUCUCUAGCAAUUCCCAAGUACGGCAUAUUUGAGAAUAUAAAUUCGUUGAAAGAGUUAGCUGAGAUGCCACAGUGGACACCUGAAAGACCUCUAAGAAUUGCCACUGGCUUCACAUAUUUGGGUCCUAAGUUCAUGAAAGAUAAUGGUCUCAGUCAUGUAACAUUCUCAACUGCUGAUGGUGCUUUGGAAGCAGCUCCUGCAAUGGGGAUAGCUGAUGCCAUUGUGGACCUUGUGAGUAGUGGAACCACAUUGAGAGAAAAUAAUCUGAAAGAAAUUCAAGGUGGAGUCAUCGUGGAAAGUCAGGCUGUACUUGUGGCCAGCAGAAAGUCAUUGAUUCAGCGAAAAGGUGUGCUAGAUAUAACUCACGAAAUGCUGGAAAGACUGGAAGCACAUUUAAAAGCUGUUGGUCAGUUCACGGUAACCGCCAACAUGCGUGGAAGCAGUGCAGAGGAAGUGGCUGAGCGAGUUUUAAGCCAACCAUCGUUAUCUGGGUUGGAGGGACCUACUAUUAGCCCAGUUUUCUGCAAACGUGAUGGGAAGGUAGCUGCUGAUUAUUAUGCUAUAGUUAUUUGCGUGCCAAAGAAAGCUCUGUACAAAUCUGUUCAGCAGCUGAGGAUGAUUGGAGGUAGUGGAGUUCUUAUUUCACCUUUGACCUACAUCUUCGAUGAGGAAACCCCAAGAUGGCGUCACCUUCUUUCAGUCUUGGGGCUCUAAUAUGACCUGUCUACAUAGCUUGGUGAAGUUGAAGCCCAGCCUUCGAAAUAAUUGUUUCCUACGGAUUCUGUUAUUUAAUUUUAUUUGUAGAAUUAGUUAAAUCAUCUCUUGUUGUAUCAAAACUGUUGCUUGAUAACUGUAUUAUCCCGCAUUGGAAGACUUCAGGUGCCGUGUUGCUUCAUGUAAUUUGACCUCGGUGCAAAACCUUCUGAAACACAUUUUCAUCAUCACUUUCAUUUUUCUGUUUAUUCA